AUGGUCAACAAUUUGAAGCAUCAUAUACGCACCACCAGCUACCAUCCCGCUUCUAAUGGGAUGGUGGAGCGUUUUCAUAGGCAACUAAAGGCCGCAUUGCGCGCCUCGCCCAAUCCGCAGUCAUGGACUGAAUUUCUUCCUGUUGUCCUACUUGGAUACCGGACUGCGGUUAAAGCAGACCUUGGUUUUUCUGCAGCAGAAUUAUUGUAUGGUACCACACUGGCAUUGCCUGGUACGAUGUUGAUACCAGACAAAUUACAGCCUCCAAAUCUAGCGUCCUAUGUCACUCGAUUACGAGAUUAUUUUUCUAACCUUCCUACUAUGAGUCCCCGGCAACAAUCUCCACCUUCUAGACUGCCAUCAGACAUUGAUUCUUGGACACAUGUGUUUGUUAGGGAUGAUUCUGUCAGAGGACCCCUUGUUUCUCCUUAUAAAGGACCCUUUCGUGUGCUCUCUCGCACACCCAAAUUUUUCAAAAUAGACGCUAAUGGUUGUACGGAGACCGUGUCUGUUGACCGUCUGAAGAAAGCGUAUUUUGAUAAAACUACAUCUUCCGUUGACAAUACUGACAUACCCCCUUUUCAACCUUUGCAUACACCUUUGUCAACACCAUCACCAACGCAUACACCUUUAUCAUUACCAUCACCAACACAUACACCUGUGAAAACUCCACCUUCAUUGUUGAGAACUACCACAAGUGAACCCUAUGUCACUAGGUCUGGCCGUACAAUGCACUGGCCGAAGAAACUCUCCAAGACAAUUUAUAUUUGA
Octopus bimaculoides (California two-spot octopus) is the source of this 771-nucleotide messenger RNA. RefSeq lists its product as uncharacterized. The record is from RefSeq and is a predicted model, not a curated record. Gene Ontology annotation, molecular function: nucleic acid binding. NCBI's taxonomy places the organism in Eukaryota, Metazoa, Mollusca, Cephalopoda, Octopoda, Octopodidae.